Messenger RNA from Cataglyphis hispanica, 1323 nucleotides. RefSeq names its product galactose mutarotase-like. Gene Ontology annotation, molecular function: aldose 1-epimerase activity; carbohydrate binding. Gene Ontology annotation, biological process: beta-D-galactose catabolic process via UDP-galactose, Leloir pathway; glucose metabolic process. Lineage: Eukaryota; Metazoa; Arthropoda; Insecta; Hymenoptera; Formicidae. The record is from RefSeq and is a predicted model, not a curated record. The transcript is spliced from 5 exons. The coding region runs from base 633 to 1244 and encodes 203 amino acids.
UUCUAUUUAUUAAGACUCGUCGCUUAUUUGUUUGAAUCGCGAUCGAUACACAUCGAAGAUGUCGCGUCGUGUUAAUUAAGAUGCGCGAUUAGUGAUCAACAUUGGAUUCAUAUCGAUUAGUGUCACCGCAUGUGUGUAGUUCUUUCAGUCUACUGUCAAUUACGAUUUUUUAUCACGUCAAAAUACUCGAUACAUUGACAAAGUGACGUUUUUAUUACUACGUUUGUGUAUUAUUUCUCUUUUUUUACAGCGUUCCGAGUGACAGUGGCGAAGCUCGUGACGUCAUUGUUUGCCGCAAACUUUCCGCGUUUUUUGACAUAUUACUAGUCCUCUCGUUAUCGUUACCGGUGCGAAGUCAGCGUCGAGUGUUUCGAAAAUCGUGUAUGCAUCGUGUAUGCGAGAGUGCCGUUGUAAAAGUGACGCACGAUUUCGUUUCGCGUUAUAUCGGAUCGAGAUAAGCCAUAUAAAGUCGCGGGCGUUCGAUCGAUUGUAAUCGGCCGUGUUUUCUUGAGUGAUUCGUAUCCGAGUACGCGAGCGAGUGUUCAGAGGAGAGAGAUGACGAUGAUUGAGAGAGAAGGAAAUUGUGAUCAACUCCUGGUAAUGCACCGAGUUUCACAUAUAACUUACAUGUUAUGGGCACGGGUUCGAAGGAAUUGAAAAAACAUCUCUUCGUCGUCAAUGCCGACAGUUGGAUUUUCAUGGACGUUAAGAAUCAGUUGCCAAUCGGUAUUAUAUCUCCGGUCGAUUCUACGCCCUUCGAACUGCGUUUACCAGUUCAGUUGAAUGAGCGUCGAUUAUUCGACAUACCGGGUGGCGGUUACAAUCACAAUCUGUGCAUUAAUAGUCCCAGUUGCUGGUGUUACCGUUUUCACGCACGAAUAUUGCAUCCCACUUCCGGACGAUUUCUGGAAGUCUACUCGAGUAAUCCUGAGUUGCGAGUCUAUACAGGCAAUGAGUUGCCGGAUCCCGAAUGUGUUUAUCCUCCUGAUUUGAAGGAUAAAGAAUGGGGAGGCUGCCAGGAUACGCAAAUUAAUUCUGUAGAAUCGAUGAAGGACGUUGCGAAGAGAGAAGAGGAAAUUCGUGGUAAGGAGGGUAUUCUCUAUCGCCGCCAUGGCGGCUUUGCUUUAUCACCCCAACAUCCUAACGCUGUUAAUGUCAAAUACUUUCCAUCCUGCAUGCUGUAUCCUGGAAAGAUUUACGUGCACGACAUGACUUACAAGUUUGGGGUGCUUUCCAAGAAUUGAGAUCUUUUUCCAUCUCGAUCUUUAUCUUUCAAUAACUUUUCUUUAUAUAAAAAAAAAUACAAUUUUUGAGAAUAAUCUU